GGAAAAUCCAGAACGUACCUUUGAUUUGGUGCUGAAAGUAAAAUGCCAAGCUUCUGAAAAUGAAG
This is a messenger RNA of Pterocles gutturalis (yellow-throated sandgrouse), 65 nucleotides long. RefSeq names its product DENN domain-containing protein 1B-like. The annotation marks the transcript as partial. The transcript has a single exon. The record is from RefSeq and is a predicted model, not a curated record. Lineage: Eukaryota; Metazoa; Chordata; Aves; Pterocliformes; Pteroclidae.